Messenger RNA from Pelagomonas calceolata, 1829 nucleotides. Lineage: Eukaryota; Pelagophyceae; Pelagomonadales; Pelagomonadaceae. The record is from the annotation of a GenBank genome assembly.
GGAGGGCCGGCGUCCGCGUUCGCGCGCCGUGAUCAACACUCGUGGUGUGGUGCUAAGAACUGUCAGCGCUCGUACGCAACCGCUGCAGCCGCGCCGAGCCGUACCGCCAGUUCCCAGCAGCUGCCCAAGCUUCAAACACCUCCAGCCGAGGCGCUGAUGGCCGCGCUCGAAGAAAAGUUGGCCGCGCUCUCGACGCACCCCCCAAAAUUCGCGGUCCGCGGCCGCUUCGUCCACGCGAACGCGCGGCGCGCGGGCCUCAUCGAGUUCGUCGAGGACGGGCUGAUCGUCGUCGAGGACGGCGCCAUUAUUGCCGUGGCCAAGGACGCGGACCAAAUCAAGGCCGUGCUGGCGGAGCACCGGCCCCAGGACGUCGUCGAGCUGGCCGAGACGGAGUUCCUCGCCCCCGGCAUGGUCGACUGCCACGUGCACGCGCCGCAGUACGCCUACUCGGGCACGGCGACGGACAAGCCCCUCAUGGAGUGGCUCCAGCACUACACGUUCCCCGCCGAGAAGCGGUGCGUCGACGUCGACUACGCGAAGACGCUGUACAGCGCGCUCGUCGACCGGCUGCUCAUGCAGGGCACGACCUGCGUCGCUUUAUAUGCCACGAUCCACGUGCCCGCGACGAACGCGCUCGUCGACAUCUGCCUCGAGAAAGGAUUAAGGGCGGUCGUGGGCAAGGUCUGCAUGGACCGGCACGGCGGCGACGGCUACGAGGAGACGACGGCGGAGGCGCUCGCGGGCACGCGGGCCUGCCUCGACUACAUACGGAAGGCGCAGCCCGGCGCGUCCGGAUUAUCGCGGCUCGUGCAGCCGUGCGUGAUCCCGCGGUUCAUCCCGACGUGCACGCCCGAGCUCCUCGCGGGUUUGGGGGACAUCGCGCGGGAAUCCGACGACGUCUGGGUCCAGAGCCACGCGUCGGAAGCUCCCGACCAGGUCAAGUUCGUCGACACGCUCCAUCCCGGAAAGAGGUGCACGGAGAUCUUCGAGUCGCACGGGCUGCUGACGGACAAGUGCGUCAUGGCGCACUGCGUCUACCUCGAGGACGGCGAGCUCGACACCUUCGCGCGCAAGGGCGCCGGCGUCGCGUGCUGCCCCCUGAGCAACGCCAUCUUCUCGCUCUCGCCGGGCUGGCACGCGUUCCCGUUCCACAAGGCCCACGCCAAGGGCGUGCGCGUGGGCAUGGGCACGGACAUCGCCGGCGGCUAUGCCGCGUCCAUCCUCGUGGCCUGCCGCCACGCCGCCGUCGCGUCCAAAGCCUGUGCAGAAAUCAACGUCGCGUCGAUGGCGUGGAAGCGUGGGGCGCCCGAAAUUUGAUUUUCACGCAGGUCUAAGCACGACAUGGGCGAGAAGGACGUCGACUACAAGGACGCGUUCUGGGCCGCGACGCUCGGCGGGGCCCGCGCCCUGGGCCUGGACACGGUCCUCGGCAACUUCGAGGUGGGCAAGCAGUUCGACGCGGUGCGCAUCAACUGCGAGGCGGGCAACUACGACACGUUCCCCUCGGCGAUCCACCCGUGCUGCCCGUCGCGGCUGGAGCACGACUUCGAGAAGUUCGUGAACCUCGGCGACGACCGCAACAUCGCGAGCGUCUACGUCCAGGGCAAGCGGCGCCGCUGAUCUCUCUCUUGCUGGUCCAUAUGUCUCACAUCGCUGGUGCAUAUCUCCGCUCUCUUGUGUAUAUGUCCUCCCCCGACCACUCCCCCCUGUUUUAAGAUUAAUCAGAUAUAACAAACAGCGCGACUGACUGCCACGGGGGCGGAUAGUUCGAGCGGCGUCCGGAGGAUAUAUCCCGCCGGGCGCCGCCGUCAUGGAUCCGCCAGCCGUGA